AUGGGCUUCUGUUUCACUAUUGUAUUGAGCAUUUCUGCAAGUGCCAAUAAUUCUUCUGUAGAAGUUACCAUUAAACUAAUCAAAAAUACAUACCAAAAACUUCUAAAAUACUGCGUUUUCGACAUAACAGCCGCCUAUAAGAAUCACACAACUUUACUUUCUGAACUUUGCGACUUUUAUCACGACUGUUUAGUAAUAGAUAACACUUUACAAGAUUUCCCGCUUUUCCUGGCUCUGGGUAAUAACUGUAUAGAAAACCUUGAAGAGGACUCUUUUCAGAUAAUUCCAUUGACUGAGCAGAGUGCAGCCGCCUCUGAAGAUGCCGUUGUGUGGCUGACCUCAAAUGGUAGCAAAGUAGCAGUUUUAGACGCUGCUAUUUAUUUAUUUGGCGCGGUAUUUCCAUUCUGCCAAAGUAAAUAUCAACUUCAGUUGAUUGAUUAUUUAGUGAAUCAUUUUUAUGAAAAGAAAAAGGCAACUGCUAACGUUCAAUUAAACAUUCUUGUGGCCAUUUUGGCGGUUUUUCGUCAGCUGUUGUCCAAUAAAGUGGCUUUUAACAUCACAACGUUGAAGCGCCUUCUCCCUUGCUUUCGUGAGGCGCUUUCAAGCACCAAUCCAAAGCUUCGUAUAGCAGCCUCCCAGUGCUAUGGACACCUUGCCUUCCAUUCCGUUCCCUCGUUUAUUAGUGAGACUGUGGAUUUCUUGGUGGCGCUACUAAGAACUGAUCGAGAUGCUGUGCAUAGAACGGGCCUGGCCCUCUCAUUGGCUACAGUUAUAAAGCUGUGCCGCCGAACUGCCGAAUGGACCCGAAAGCGGACUGUUGUGAGCCUUCUUAUCGCGUUAAGUAAAGAUUUAGAAAAAACUGUGCAAGUAUGGGCCCUUCAUGGAUUGUGGUACAUGCUCGAAGGUGCAGUGCUCAACGGUUAA
Molecule: messenger RNA, 924 nt
Organism: Zophobas morio
Lineage: Eukaryota; Metazoa; Arthropoda; Insecta; Coleoptera; Tenebrionidae
Product: HEAT repeat-containing protein 5B-like
Exons: 10
Coding region: 1-924 (307 amino acids)
Biological process (GO): retrograde transport, endosome to Golgi; intracellular protein localization; endocytosis
Cellular component (GO): membrane; endocytic vesicle; Golgi apparatus
Molecular function (GO): protein binding
Source: RefSeq, a predicted model, not a curated record